Molecule: messenger RNA, 750 nt
Organism: Polychytrium aggregatum
Lineage: Eukaryota; Fungi; Chytridiomycota; Chytridiomycetes; Polychytriales
Exons: 1
Coding region: 1-750 (249 amino acids)
Source: RefSeq, a predicted model, not a curated record
AUGGCACUGCGGUUCUUGACGCCAAUAUGCUUCCUACUGAGUCCCCUGGUGAUCCUCUCGGGCUUUCUCAGCAGCUGGAUCUUUGCCCUGGGCAUCCCGUUUCUGAUCGCAAAGUUCGUCUUAGUGGCCCUCAGCGGCUUUGUUGCUGCCCUCCUGCGCAAGUCCCUCUUCUCCAAGCUCUCGAGCAUCCUUGUUCCCUCGACAGCAUCAGACAUUUCCCGUGUUCACUCCGACGUCGUCCUGUCGACUCCCAGCCCGAGAGGCACGCCCAUGCUCACGCCCUUCAAGAACGUCCUGCUGCGGGCAAAUACCGACUAUGCCCUCCGUCACGCCGACUCCGAUGCGGCGUACGGCCCCGUCUUUGAGUUCCACUCCGAAACCUCCUCUGAAGCCGACGACGAUUUGCAUUCCCACGCCGAUCAUCCUGAGGAUUCGCCUUUCCUCGAAACCCACCACGACUUGCUCGCUCGCCAGCACUCGGCACCGCUGCUUGGGUCGCUGUCGUCGCCCCUGGCCGUCCGCUUUCACGAAAGCCGGGAUCUCCAGAAGGCCCAGCUGCAGCUCUCGCCGAGCGUCAUUGCACGCUUUGACCAACUCGACCGACGGCACAAUCCACCACGAACUCCCUCGCCUGGCCCCUCUGUCCUCGACGCCGCCCUGAUCAGCGACGAGUACCGCUUCAAUGGCGUCUACAAAGUCUCGCAUUGGUCGUCGGACGAGUACUUGUCCUCCUUCAAUGCUGGCGAGUAG